AUGGCUUCCAAUGACAACGCCGACUUUAAACUAUACCGCUAUACACCCUCUCUCGUGGCUGCAAUCAUCUUCCUUGUUCUGUUUGUCUUCUUGACUUUCUAUCAUCUUUACCAGGUUGUUCGUACGAGAUGCUGGUACUUUACAGUCUUCGUCGUUGGAGGUACCUUUCAAAUAAUAGGUUACAUUUGCCGCGCACUGGCUCAUGACGACAAAGAAAGCAUCCCAAUUUACUCAGUUGGCACAAUCAUGAUUCUGCUUGCUCCUCCUCUCUACGCAGCCUCGAUAUACAUGACUCUAGGCCGACUCAUUAUGCAUUUGGACGCUGAGGGUCUGAGCAUGGUGCCAGUAAAAUGGCUUACCGCAAUUUUUGUCACCGGGGAUGUGAUCGCGUUCGUGAUGCAAGCAGCAGGCGGCGGUAUCAUGGCAAGUGGAACUAUCAGCGCGAUGACCACCGGCGAACACAUCACAAUUGGUGGCCUCGCUGUACAAUUGGUGUUCUUCAGCAUUUUCAUCGCAACUUCAGCAAUUUUCCACGGCCGUAUUCGCAAUAAUCCUACGGAGAACGCUGUCACCCCAUCGCCUUUAUCUACAGUACUACACACAAAUACCUGGGAAACUAUCAUGACUGGGCUAUAUGUGUCCAGCAUUCUGAUUCUCAUUCGGUCUAUUUUCCGUCUUAUUGAAUACGCCCAAGGCAACGAUGGAUACCUCAUCAGUCACGAGGUGUUCAUGUAUGUCUUUGAUUCAAUGUUAAUGUUCUUCACCAUGGUUGUGAUGAGUAUUUUCCACCCAUCCAAGGUUCUUUCCCGGUCAACGAAGUCACAGCGUGCUUCGAGAAAGUCAUAUUUAUCAAACACAGAAUUGCUCCCCACAGGAGAAGUCUAG
Messenger RNA from Penicillium argentinense, 885 nucleotides. RefSeq names its product RTA1 domain-containing protein. Bases 1 to 885 code for a protein of 294 amino acids. Gene Ontology annotation, cellular component: membrane. Lineage: Eukaryota; Fungi; Ascomycota; Eurotiomycetes; Eurotiales; Aspergillaceae. The record is from RefSeq and is a predicted model, not a curated record. The transcript has 3 exons.